Messenger RNA from Odocoileus virginianus texanus, 1023 nucleotides. It is a transcript of the gene PDF, whose product is annotated as peptide deformylase, mitochondrial. Gene Ontology annotation, biological process: peptidyl-methionine modification. Gene Ontology annotation, molecular function: peptide deformylase activity. NCBI's taxonomy places the organism in Eukaryota, Metazoa, Chordata, Mammalia, Artiodactyla, Cervidae. The record is from RefSeq and is a predicted model, not a curated record. Gene Ontology annotation, cellular component: mitochondrion.
AUGGGUCACCUGGGAGUUGGGCUGCUGCUGCGGUGGCUGCGGGCGCCGCGCUGCGUUGGGUCGGCCCUGCUGUGGGGAGAGCGGGUAGCGGUCGGCGGCGCCCGGGCCUACAGCUCCACUCCCGCCUGGGAUGGACUCGAGGGGCCGGCGCGCCAGCGCUCCUACUGGCGCUACGUGCGGCGUCUGGUGCAGGGAACGCCGGAGCCGCCGUACCCGCAUGUGUGCCAGGUCGGGGAUCCGGCGCUGCGGGCCGUGGCGGCCCCGGUAGAGCCGGCGCAGGUGGCGGGACCCGAGCUGCAGCGGCUGGUGGAGCGGCUAGUGCAAGUGAUGCGGCGCCGGCACUGCGUGGGCUUGAGCGCACCGCAGCUCGGGGUGCCGCUGCAGGUACUGGCGCUGGAGUUCCCCGAGGCGCUCUUCCGCGCUUGCGCGCCGCGUGUGCGCGAGGCCCGUCAGAUGGAGCCCUUCCCCCUGCGCGUGUUCGUGAACCCCAGCCUGCGGGUGCUGGACAGCCGCCUGGUCACGUUCCCUGAGGGCUGCGAGAGUGUCGCUGGCUUCCUUGCUUGCGUGCCCCGCUUCCAGGCGGUGCAGAUCUCAGGGUUGGACCCUAGAGGAGAGCAGGUGGUGUGGCAGGCAAGUGGGUGGGCAGCCCGCAUCAUCCAGCACGAGAUGGACCACUUGCAGGGCUGCCUGUUCAUUGACAAAAUGGACAGCAAGACGUUUACAAACAUCCACUGGAUGGAGGUGAAUGACUAACCAAGACACACACACUCUGGCUUUGAGCUGGGCACAUCUUCCUUGCUGGACUUGGUGUUGGCUCUGCUCUGACAGAAAACAACGGACUGCCAGAGCUACCAAACUGAGUUGGAGGAAGAUGCUAAAAAUGUGUACUCUGAAAUGAGCUAUGGACAAUAUAUUGCUUUCAACUUGAGAAGAAAAAUAUCCCCCCUAAAAGAGUGGACAUUUCCUGGCAAUUUUGUAUAGAGAUGGAAGGUGAGGGGUGCAAAUAAAUAGCCAUUCUCAGUA